Messenger RNA from Dipodomys ordii (Ord's kangaroo rat), 2505 nucleotides. It is a transcript of the gene Recql, whose product is annotated as RecQ helicase-like. The transcript has 15 exons. Gene Ontology annotation, cellular component: cytoplasm; chromosome. The record is from RefSeq and is a predicted model, not a curated record. Gene Ontology annotation, biological process: double-strand break repair via homologous recombination. The coding region runs from base 39 to 1982 and encodes 647 amino acids. Gene Ontology annotation, molecular function: four-way junction helicase activity; ATP binding; nucleic acid binding. NCBI's taxonomy places the organism in Eukaryota, Metazoa, Chordata, Mammalia, Rodentia, Heteromyidae.
GGUUCAGAAAGAAAUUUGACCUCCAGUUCCAUUUUAGAAUGGCGUCCCUUUCAGCGCUCACGGAAGAACUGGAAUCUGUCACCAGCGAGCUCCAUGCAAUUGAGCUGCAAAUCCAAGAACUGAGUCAGAGGCAGGAAGAACUUCUUCAGAAAAAGUCCGUCCUAACCAAGAGAAUAAAGCAGUGUUGCCAGAACUCUGGUGCCGGGACGAGUACUGAGGGGGACUCUUCCCCUGCCGCUUGGAAUAAAGAAGAUUUCCCUUGGUCGAGUAAAGUUAAAGAGGUUCUGAAAAAUGUCUUUAAACUGCCGAAGUUCCGACCCCUUCAACUUGAAACAAUUAACGUGACCAUGGCCGGGAAGGAAAUAUUUCUUCUUAUGCCAACGGGAGGCGGAAAGAGUUUGUGCUACCAGUUACCUGCGUUGUGUUCAGAGGGUUUUACACUGGUGAUUUGCCCGUUGAUCUCUCUGAUGGAGGACCAGUUAAUGGUUUUAAAACAAUUGGGCGUGUCGGCCGCCAUGUUAAACGCUUCUAGUUCCAAGGAGCACGUCAAGUGGGUGCACGCCGAGAUGGUGAACAAGAACUCCGAGCUGAAGCUGAUUUACGUGACGCCCGAGAAGAUCGCCAAGAGCAAGAUGUUCAUGUCCCGCCUGGAGAAGGCCUACGAAGCCAAGAGGUUCGCGCGGAUCGCCGUGGACGAGGUUCACUGCUGCAGCCAGUGGGGACACGACUUCAGACCCGAUUACAAGGCCCUGGGGAUCUUGAAGCGCCAGUUCCCCAACACGUCGCUGAUGGGGCUCACCGCCACCGCCACGCAGCACGUCUUGAAGGAUGUGCAGAAAAUUCUCUGCGUCCAAAACUGUAUGACGUUCACCGCUUCGUUCAACCGGCCGAAUCUGUAUUACGAGGUUCGUCAGAAACCCUCGAAUGCAGAGGAUUUCAUUGAGGACAUUGUAAAGCUCAUUAAUGGCAGAUACAAAGGACAAUCAGGAAUCGUGUACUGUUUCUCGCAGAAGGACUCGGAGCAGGUCACCGGCAGCCUGCAGAGGCUGGGCGUGCGCGCGGGCGCCUACCACGCCAACAUGGAGGGAGAGGACAAGACCAAGGUCCACACGAGAUGGGCGGCCAAUGACCUGCAGGUCGUGGUGGCCACGGUGGCGUUCGGGAUGGGCAUCGACAAGCCCGACGUGAGGUUCGUGAUCCACCACUCGAUGAGCAAAUCCAUGGAGAAUUACUACCAAGAGAGCGGGCGGGCAGGCCGAGAUGAUCAGAGAGCGGACUGCAUCCUGUACUAUGGGUUUGGGGACAUCUUCAGAAUCAGCUCCAUGGUGGUCAUGGAGAACGUCGGGCAGCAGAAGCUGUACGAGAUGGUGUCUUACUGCCACAACAUAAGCACGUGCCGCCGCGUGUGCAUCGCUCAGCACUUCGAUGAGGUGUGGAACUCGGAUGCGUGUGACAGGAUGUGUGACAACUGCUGUACAGACGCGGCAGUGGAGGAGAAGAACGUCGUGGAGCACUGCAGGGAGCUGGUGCAGAUCUUGCGGCAGGCGGAGGGGCUGGGCGAGAAGCUCACGCCCCUGAAGCUCUUGGACUCCUGGCUGGGCAAAGGCCCCGCGAAGCUGAGGGUGGCCGGCGUGCUGGCCCCCGCGCUGCCUCGGGAGGAGCUGGAGAAAAUCAUCGCGCACCUGCUCCUGCAGCAGUACCUCAGGGAGGAUUACAGCUUCACGGCGUACGCCACCAUCUCGUAUUUGAAGGUGGGACCGAAAGCGAAUCUUCUGAGCAGCAAGACGCACGUCAUCGCCAUGCAAGUGAAGAAGGCCGCCACCGCCGCCGCCGCCAGCCUCAGGGUGGAGUCAUCCAACACGUCUCGGUCGGAUCGAGCUGGUGAAGUGGGGGAAAGGAACGCUUCGGGAAAGUUCCAGAAGCCGGCACGCACGCCGCAGCACUCUGGGGCCAAGAAGAGGAAAGUGGAGGUUGAUGGCUGAGCCGCGGGCUGGCCGCGCGUCCCGCCCGGCAGGAGCAAGCGCGCAGGGCGGCGGCGGCCCCGCGUCUGCACACGGCCCGCCCUCAAGGCCUCGCUGCAGACUCGAGGACUCGGAGCCCCUGGGAUGCCGAACACGGCGAAGGACGUCGUUUUCCAGAAUGCAACAAGGGAAAAGAAAUCCCGGCUCGAUCACAUAGUUGAGAACGGCUUCCUAGAACCGUGGGGGGCUCUGCAGACCCCCCCCCCACCUGACCGCGUUUACUUCCGCUGAACUUGCGGUCACCUUCCUUCCGUGCGUGAUCGCUGCUCCUGCUCUCGAACCCACAGCCUCCCGAUCUCCUCCCCUGUUUUCGCUUGGCCCACGGCUGGUGAGCCGUGCCCCCGUUCUAGCUUUUCGGUGGUCUUCAGAGGUGAGAGCCUCAAGGAUUCGAAUGUUCCUCCCUGUGGUGUCAAACUAUCAGCCUCCUGAGUUGCAGGAAUUACAGGCUUGAGCACUGGUACCUGGCUGUGUCUUUUUUUUGGUG